AUGCAAGUAAUUACUUCUCUACAUUCCCUUGUGCUUUGCAACUCAUUGCACCGGCCGAAGAUAAUCGGGUUUGGGUUCAAGCAACUCCAUAGGCCUAACAGAACCGCCAUGGUUUAUGCAUCGAACAAGGAUGCAUACGGCCACGAUUACGACGGGAAGGUCGUCGACGAAAACAUGGUCGUUCUCCGACAAAGAAUUCACGAGAUGAGGAUGGAGAAGAUGAGCCACGAGCCGCCUUCUCAUUGGAUGGAAUGGGAGAAGCAAUAUUACGCUAAUUAUGGUUCGCAUGUUUGUGAAGCAAUGCAGUUGUUGCAAUCCCAGGUGAUGAAUACAAGGCCUAGCUUGGCUUUGGGAAUGGUGGCUCUUAUUAUGCUCAGCGUACCAACUUCAAUGGUGCUCAUUGUGUUUCAUUUGGUGGAGUUAGCUGGGAUUACUCCUUAG
Messenger RNA from Corylus avellana, 441 nucleotides. Lineage: Eukaryota; Viridiplantae; Streptophyta; Magnoliopsida; Fagales; Betulaceae. The record is from RefSeq and is a predicted model, not a curated record.